Clunio marinus is the source of this 252-nucleotide messenger RNA. The record is from the annotation of a GenBank genome assembly. NCBI's taxonomy places the organism in Eukaryota, Metazoa, Arthropoda, Insecta, Diptera, Chironomidae.
AUGCACAGGCAAAAGGUCUCUCGAAGAAAUUCCGCUAAGACAACAAAGCGAUUCCCGAAGAUGCCAUUGUUAAUGAUCACACAAGAGAAGAAGACUUCUAUAAAUGAUUUGAAUCGAGCUUCAAUAAAACACAAAAUUGCCCUCGCUUUGAUGUUCAGUGGGAAAAUUUUUCUCAAUGCUUCUUUGAAACAUUCCAUAGCGUAUCAUUCACAACACUUACCAUUAAGAGAAGAGUUCAGAGAGAACUUUUAG